This is a messenger RNA of Hyaloperonospora brassicae, 1299 nucleotides long. The record is from the annotation of a GenBank genome assembly. Lineage: Eukaryota; Oomycota; Peronosporomycetes; Peronosporales; Peronosporaceae.
AUGGCCGCUAUUGAUGGCGUCGAGUCAGCCUGUACCCCACCACACCCGCUCUUCACGUACAACACCACGUUGCGUCCCGUCGUCCACUUCACCGCCUACGAGGAGUUCCACCGCGUGUCAAGAACAUGCCGCAACAAUUUCACCAAAGGCGUCCGCGUCUCACCUGACGGUCUCUGCCUCUUGACCAACAGCGACGACCACGUGCUGCGGUUGUUUGAACUCGACGGCGACAACACGCAGUCCCGCACGAGUUUGUUGCAGGCCAACGACGGCGGCACAGUGUACGACUACGCGUGGUACCCGUUCAUGUCGUCGGCAGACCCGUCUUCGUGCCUCUUUGUGAGCUCGAGUCAAGACCACCCCGUGCAUCUAUGGGACGCCUACACGGGCGGCCUGCGAGCCACGUAUCGCGCGUUCGACCACCUGGACGAGCUCACCAGUGCGCACAGCGUGGCCUUCAAUGCCACCGGCACGAAACUCUUUGCUGGCUUUGACCGCAUGAUCCGCUUCUUCGAUCUGUCGCAGCCUGGUCGAGACUUUUGCGCUCGCCCUUUGAGCCGGACGCGACGGUCCCGUCAAGGCCAGCGAGGGCUGAUCAGCACGCUGCACUUCAAUCCCGAUCAUUCCAAGAUCUAUGCCGCUGGCUCGUAUGGAGGCAUGACUUGCGUGUACACGGAGGACGAGGGGGAAGAGCUGCUUGCCCUCUGCGAUCACGACGGCCGCGGCAUUGCCCAAGUGCGAUUCUCGCCUUGUGGCAGGUUCUUGUACACGAGUGCCCGCUGCGAUGCGCGGAUCCACUGCUGGGACAUUCGUGCUACGAACGAAAUUCUGCACACGUUCAACCGCGUGGCCGACACGAAUCAGCGACUGGAGUUUGACUUGCACUGUGGCGGGAGGUAUCUUGCGGCUGGCAGUCGCACCGGUCGAAUGAUGCUCUACGACGUGGUGACGGGCGAGCUGCUCGAUGAGACCAUUCGGCUUCCUGACUGUGUCAACGGCGUGUCCUUCUUCCCUGACGCGUCCCGAGCCAUCGUCGCUGUGUGCAGCGGUCAGCGUCACUUUGACCUGCCCGACGAUACGGACAACGACGACAACGACGACAAUGACGGCAGUGUCAGUCAAGCGGACGUAGCUACAGAGGCAGCAGCGAGCUCCAACGUGCGAAACCUGCUUCAGGUGUACGACUUCCAGCCGCUUCCAUGCAACAGCCAGCACGAUGGCGCUUCGUCUGACGUCCCCGAGUCGACACUGCCGUCCGCUAGCAAGCACCCAAACUCGCACAACACCAGCAACAGGUGA